AUGUCCGGGCUCUUUGGUAGCGCGGCCCCAUCCACCACGACAAGCACAACCGGAGACCUUUCGAAGGAUGUCGCAUUAGUACAACCACCCGAAGACAGCACCUCGCAUCUUGCGUUCUCUCCUACGGGUGAAUUUCUGGCAGUGUCGUCAUGGGACAAGAAAGUGAGGAUAUAUCAGGUCAACGAGCAGGGCCAAAGUGAAGGCAAGGCCUCAAUGGAUUUCGAGGCGCCGGUCCUUAAUUGCGCCUGGUCAGAUGAUGGAUCCAAAGUAGCAGGGUGCGGCGCCGACAAAACCUUCCGCCUGCUGGACCUAGGCUCUGGCACCUCGACUCCCACGACCCUCAUCGCGCACGAACAGCCUGUCCGAUGCUGCCGGUUUGCCACGAUCAACAAUUCCGCCGUCCUAAUAACGGGUUCCUGGGACAAGACGGUCAAAUACUGGGACCUACGAACACCAAACCCCGUUGCAACACUGCAAUGUCAAGAUCGAGUCUACUCUAUGGACGUGAAGAAUCAGUUGCUUGUUAUCGGCACGGCGGAUCGCUAUAUCAACAUCGUUGGCUUCAACGAUCCUUCGAAGUUCUACAAGACAGUCCAGAGCCCACUGAAAUUCCAGACAAGGGUAGUUAGUUGCUUCACCGACGCGACAGGCUUUGCAGUGGGCAGUAUCGAGGGUCGCUGCGCCAUUCAGUACGUCGAAGAGAAGUCCGCAGACAACAAUUUCAGCUUCAAAUGCCACCGAGAUACGCCAACGACAGGUCCCAACCGAGACCUCGCAAAUGUCUACGCCGUCAAUGCGAUUUCUUUCCACCCCAUACACGGCACGUUUUCAACCGCGGGAAGUGAUGGCACAUUCCAUUUCUGGGAUGGCAAUGCGAAGCACAGAUUGAAGGGAUAUCCCGCUGUGGGAUCGCCGAUCACGGCCACGGCUUUCAAUCGACAAGGGACUGUGUUUGCAUAUGCAAUGUGCUAUGAUUGGAGUCAGGGUUACCAGAAGAAUACACCGCAAACACCCAACAAGAUCAUGUUACAUGGUGUGCAACCCGAGGAGGUGAAGCCCAGACCGGGUGGGAAGAAGAGAUAA
Molecule: messenger RNA, 1083 nt
Organism: Cladophialophora yegresii CBS 114405
Lineage: Eukaryota; Fungi; Ascomycota; Eurotiomycetes; Chaetothyriales; Herpotrichiellaceae
Exons: 2
Coding region: 1-1083 (360 amino acids)
Biological process (GO): transcription-dependent tethering of RNA polymerase II gene DNA at nuclear periphery; RNA export from nucleus
Cellular component (GO): nuclear pore
Molecular function (GO): RNA binding; ubiquitin binding
Source: RefSeq, a predicted model, not a curated record